AUGAACAAGAAGAACCUACUUCAGCAGAUGCAGGAGAUGUUUCUUUGGUAUCAUCAUCAGAAAAACGUAUGGGAGUCCACAUGGAUAAGCGUGUACAGUUUGACCAAGCAGAAACAGGAUGCAAAGGAUAUACGGAAAUUCUUUGGAGUUGUAAAUGUUGUUAAGAAACAUGAAAAUGACACUGCCAAAAACCCCGAGAAACUCAAAGAUAAGGAAGGCGAGAAGUCUAAAUCGAAGGAAAUCAAGGAGAAGAAUUCAUCUCCUGAAGAGGAUUCCAAACAAAGGCAGGUUACCAAAAAGAAGAGGAUAAUCUAUGAUUCAGAUUCUGAAGAGGAGAUACAGUUGAUGAAAAAAUCAAAGAAGUCUCCAGUUAGAAAACAGCCUUUAAAACCUGAUAAGAUUCUAAAGAAGGACCCGGUUGUUUAUGUUUCAGAAACAGAUGAAGAUGAAGACUUCAUUCAUAAGAAGGUCUCCCAAAAACCCAAGGAGAAUGGGACGUCGGCAAGCCUUCAUCUAGGAAUGACUGCAGCACCAAAGGCUGAUACAAAACCGAAGAUAAAAACAAAGCCCUUAUCGCCAGUGAAACUGACACCAACUUCUGUAGUUGAUUACUUUGGAACAGGUAGCAUCCAGCGAUCGGAGAAAAAACUGGUGUCAAGCAAAAGAAAAGAAGUGCUGCCUUCACAAAGCAAGGAUUCCACUCUCAAUGAUGCAGUUAUUGCCAAGCAACUACAGCUUGAAGAAAAUGCAGAGUUGGAGAGACAAUUGCAUGAAGAUGAAGAGUUUGCUAGAACACUGGCCAUGCUGGACGAAACUCCAAAGAAGAAAAAGCCUCGGAAAGAUCCAGAAGAUAAGCAGCAGAUUUCAAGAGCAAAAACUAGUCCUGAGGAAACGGAAAGAAAUAAGCAGGCUCACAAAGUGAAAUCUGCCAAUUUAAGAAAUUAUACUGAAAAGGACCAGACUUGCACAGAAAGUUCCGGAACAGUGCUGGAUCCACACCCAGAGUCUUCUGUUAGUAAAGAGAGGAAGGAUUUGGGGGAUAAGAUGCCGUCUUCAAAAGUGAGCUCUAAACUGGCAGCUCUGAAGCAAAAAGGAGAGAGUAUCAAAAAAGAAAACGGGACUCCAAAAGUAAAAUCAGUUUCACCAAAGGAAGAGAAGACACCUAAAAAAGAGAAAGUUUCUCCCCAAAAAUCUAAGUCUGUAAGUCCUGAAGACUCUGAAAAGAAGCAAGCCAACUAUCAGGCUUAUAGAAGCUUCCUUAAUCGAGAAGGUCCACAAGCACUCGGGUCUAAAGAGAUACCACAGGGUGGUGAAAAUUGCCUGGAGGGUCUGACAUUUGUGAUCACGGGUGUCUUGGAAUCUAUUGAGCGAGAUGAGGCCAAGUCUCUAAUUGAGCGCUAUGGUGGGAAGGUCACUGGCAACAUCAGCAAGAAGACCAACUAUCUUGUCAAGGGCCGUGACUGUGGUGCAUCCAAGUGUGAAAAGGCAUCAGCUUUGGGGACCAAAAUUGUUGAUGAAGAUGGUUUAUUUGACCUCAUUCGGAAGAUGCCAGGCAAGAAGUCAAAGUAUGAAGUGGUAGCUGAAGCAGAGGCAAAGAAAACAAAACCCAAAUGGGGAGGGAGAACACCACAGAAGGUAGAGGCAGAAAAAAGAAAAGCCAGCCCAGCAAAGCAGGAGAUUGAGGCUAAAAAGAAAACGCCCACUCCUGGAAAAGACGGGGCCGUGAAACCGACAAAGAAGGUAGCCAUGGAAGUUAGGAGAGGUCUGGUUUUCAAUCAGAAAGCCUUAGAGAAAAAACCUGCUUCAAAGGAUGCCAAGAGCCCCGUUCAAGAGAGAAGUAAAGGCAAGGCAGAGGUGUUGUUGUGGGUGGACAAAUACAAGCCCACGUCCCUCAAAACAAUCAUUGGACAGCAAGGAGAUCAGAGCUGUGCCAAUAAACUCUUGCGUUGGCUUCGAAACUGGCACAAGAAAACUUCAGAGGACAAGCAUGUAAAAUCCAGUAAGUCUGGAGGCAAAGAUGACGGCGCUAGUUUCAAAGCAGCUUUGCUUUCGGGGCCACCAGGGGUUGGCAAAACGACAACUGCUUCAUUGGUUUGUGAGGAACUGGGUUUGAGCUACGUGGAACUAAAUGCCAGUGACACACGCAGUAAGAACAGCCUGAAGGAGGUGGUUGCUGAAUCUCUGAACAACACCAGCAUCAAAGGAUUCUGUUCAGGAGCAUCAACUUCUGUUAGCUCAAAGCAUGUCUUAAUCAUGGAUGAGGUGGAUGGAAUGGCAGGCAACGAAGACCGAGGAGGAAUUCAGGAACUAAUUGACCUGAUUAAGCAUACAAAGGUUCCAAUAAUUUGUAUGUGUAAUGAUCGGAAUCAUCCAAAGAUCCGUUCCCUCGUCCACUACUGUCUUGACCUUCGCUUUCAGAGACCACGUGUGGAACAGAUUAAGGGUGCCAUGAUGUCUAUUGCUUUUAAAGAAGGGCUUAAGGUUCCACCACCAGCAAUGAAUGAAAUUAUCUUGGCAGCUAACCAGGACAUCAGACAAGUUUUACAUAAUCUCAGCAUGUGGUGUGCGAAAAGCAAAGCCCUGACUUACGACAGCGUCAGAGAAGAUGUCAGCAAAUCCAAGAAGGAUAUGAAGCUGGGCCCCUUUGACGUUGCCAGGAAGGUUUUUGCCGCUGGGGAGGAAACUUCUCGUAUGUCCCUUAUUGACAAGUCAGACCUGUUCUUCCACGAUUACUCUCUAGCCCCACUCUUCGUCCAGGAAAACUAUGUACAUGUGAGACCAGCUGCUGCUGGGGGCAACAUGAAGAAACACCUGAUGUUGCUGAGCAAAGCGGCUGACAGCAUAUGUGAUGGCGAUUUAGUUGACCGGCAGAUUCGCAGCAGGCAAAACUGGAACCUUCUACCAAUCCAGGCCAUUUAUUCGAGUGUCCUCCCUGGGGAGCUGAUGAGAGGUUACCUGCAGCAGUUCCCAAAUUUUCCAAGUUGGUUGGGCAAAUUUUCAUCCACAGGAAAACAUGACCGUAUCCUUCAAGAGCUGUCGACACACAUGAGCCUCAGAACCCACGCAAGCAAGAGAGCAGUAAACCUGGACUAUUUGUCAUACUUACAAAAUGCCAUUGUGAGCCCCUUGGCUUGCCUGGGGACUGAAGGGGUACCGGGCGCUGUGGCCUUCAUGGACUCCUAUUGUUUGACAAAGGAAGACGUUGAAAACCUAAUGGAAGUAACCAGUUGGGGAGGCCAGCCUAGCGCGUUUUCUAAACUGGAUUCCAAGGUAAAAUCGGCUUUCACGCGCACCUACAACAAAGAGGUGCAUCUCACCCCCUAUUCGCUGCAAGUAGUAAAGAAGUCAACACGACGAGCAGGGUCUUCUCUGGAUAUAGGGCUGAAUGAAGAAGUGGAGGCUGAUGAAGUCCAGUCUGAGGAUGAGCAAGAGACUAUUGAACACGAUGCAAUGAUUAAGAAGAAGACAAGGCCUACCAAGCAGCCAAAAGUGGAAAGAACUGAAGAUACAAAAAAGGGAAAAGCAAAGAAGAAAUCUAAAUGAAUUAUUCAGAUGUUACUAAUAAUACUAACUGUUCAAACUAUGCUGUCAUGUUACUU
Messenger RNA from Euleptes europaea (tarantolino), 3599 nucleotides. RefSeq names its product replication factor C subunit 1 (gene RFC1). The transcript is spliced from 25 exons. Gene Ontology annotation, biological process: DNA repair; DNA replication. Gene Ontology annotation, molecular function: ATP hydrolysis activity; DNA binding; ATP binding. The record is from RefSeq and is a predicted model, not a curated record. Bases 1 to 3543 code for a protein of 1180 amino acids. NCBI's taxonomy places the organism in Eukaryota, Metazoa, Chordata, Lepidosauria, Squamata, Sphaerodactylidae. Gene Ontology annotation, cellular component: DNA replication factor C complex; nucleus.